Messenger RNA from Coniophora puteana RWD-64-598 SS2, 2496 nucleotides. RefSeq lists its product as uncharacterized. The transcript has 3 exons. The record is from RefSeq and is a predicted model, not a curated record. Bases 101 to 1885 code for a protein of 594 amino acids. Gene Ontology annotation, biological process: regulation of fungal-type cell wall biogenesis; cell wall biogenesis. Gene Ontology annotation, cellular component: mating projection tip. Lineage: Eukaryota; Fungi; Basidiomycota; Agaricomycetes; Boletales; Coniophoraceae.
GUCACCCACCAGCGCGUACGGAUACGCUCCUACAUCCACCGGCUCGCGGUCCCGCCCAACUUCUCUCCUUCCCCUACACAACGCUCCAUACACUGACGCCAUGACCCCUCUUCCUCCCUACCCGCCCCUCGCCCACACCUGGGACCGCCUCAAGAUUUGGCUCGCACGUGAAUACCCAGAACUUGGCGAUACCCUCAAUUACGGCAUCCUCCAGCAGGACCUCGUCCAAAUCGAGAUGGCCAUGGGCGUCCCUCUGCCCUCCGCCGUGCGCGAGUCCUACCUCGCCGUCGACGGACAGGAGGCCGAGUCCUCGGCCGGCUGCUCUGAGGGGCUGUUCUUCGGCCUCUCGCUUCUCCCGCUCGAGGACGUUCUCGAGGAAUGGCGGUUCUGGCGCGAGGUUGACGAGGACCCGGCCACGGGCGCCAACCCGCGCCUGAAGGAGGUGAUGCAGUCCGUGCCCGAGGGGUGGGUCCGGAAGGAGUACUCCUCGCGUGGCUGGAUACCGCUCGUUGUCGAUAAGGCGGGCAAUUAUAUCGGCGUCGACCUUAGUCCCGGCGAGGGCGGCCAGCCGGGCCAGGUUAUUGUCUAUGGGCGUGAUUUUGAUACCAAGGUUGUGCUUUGGCGCGGGGAAGGGUCUGCGGGGUGGGCGCGGUGGUUGUCUGCGUUUGUCGAUGAGCUCGAGGCUGGUGAAGGGUUCGAGAUUGGAGGUCGGGAUGGGGAGAGCGAGGGAAGUGAGGACGGUCUGGGCUAUGAGACUUACUUCUACGAUGGCAACGGGAGAGGGCAAGGAGAAGGAGGAGGCGAGGGUGGCCUUGGUGGCAUCCGGUUUACUGGGGAAUACCGCGGAUGGAGUCCCCUGGAAGUCUGGGCUGAUCGGAGUAUCAAGAAGUGGAUCGAGGCUGGCGUCUUCACAGGCAACUGGUCGAACCAAGGAAAGGGCAAGAACCCCGAGAUGGCUGUCAAUCCAGGGCUUGGUGUACUCCGUGUAGACAGCUCAGCAGAGGUGCCAAUACCCAUCGUCUCUGCCGAGCCUGAAAUCGAGGACGAGGACGCAACCGCAACGGCCCCUCUGGUCGGUGACAAGGAACGUAUAACCCAAAUGAACAUUCCCGCCAUCUCUAUCACGAAACCACCCGCGCCCCUUCCUGUCGGUCUCCCUACUGCUGCGGAUGUUGUCCCCCUACCAUCACCCCCAGACUCGAAUCGUUCGUCGCUCGAGAACAACCUCGAGGCUGGACGGAAUCCUCCUAUGCGAGAGGCUGUCCCUACGAUUGUUACCCCACACUUGCCGUCACAAUCUUUGGACCGCUCUCCGGUUGCUGUGACCCCGCCCGAGGAUGUACCCUCGCCCAAAAUACCCGCACCUGCACCCCUGGUCAACGGCAUCGACGUCUUUGCGGAUUCUGCACCAUCGGAGAUUGUCCCUGUGGUUCCUCUGAGUCCGUCUACUGUCAACCUGAACGGCGGCGAAGCAGUACCAGUCGUAGCUGAAGAAGAGCCCGAAGCCAAGGUUGAGGAUGAGAAGGAGACCACGCCGGAGCCCGAACCUGAAGCGGAAGCGGAAGCUGAGCCAAGUGAUACCAUUCGGUUAGUGGGCGGUGGCGGGUCGGCGGGGGCUGCUGCCGAUGAGGAGAAGAGCGAGGAGAAGAGCGAGGAGAAGAGCGAGGAGAAAGUAGAGGAAGAAGAGCCCAUGGACAAGGCCGCUUCUGAGGCUGCCGAAGUAUCUUCGAUUGCGUCGGUGGACUCAAAGACGUCCAAGAAGCAGAAGCGCAAGUCGAGUCUGGCAACGGGACUUAAGAAGCUGGGUAGCAUGGGCAACAUCAGCGUGAAGAGCAAGCGGAAGACGGAUUCUGUGUCGAGCACAGGCACCAAGGAGAGCGCAUAGCCUGCUUCUGUCUGGUCGGACGGACCAUAAGCGUACGCGUACGAGAUGUGGCGACCACACAUGGACCUCGGAUUAGGUACUACUCAACGGGUGCUUGGGCGGUGUGAUGUUGCUGGUAAGGAUAAUAGUUUUGAUUUUGUUGAUUCGAUUGCUUCGCGGAAUUGGACGUACAUCUCGCUUCGUCUUCGUUCGUUCGUUCAUUCGUUUACUCUACUUUCCCCCACUUCCGUUCGUUUACUCGGCGUCGGGUACUGGUGCGCGGCAUGCUAGCGGGUAGGCUGGAACUAAUCGCAGACUCGAUCCUCAUCCUCAUCCUCAUCCUCAUCCACACCAUCUCUCAUAUACAUCGGUUUUAUCACAAGACAUAUACAAUCCAUCGCCCAUCAUUGCUCACCGUUAUAGUUAGCCACGGUUUAACCCAGCCCUUUUUUCACGUUCAUGUUCAUAAUUUGUAGUUGCGUUUAUCACCUUGCAUGCUUCGCUCGCGUGUUCGUUCGUGAGCGUUGCAACAGCUGCACCGUGACGGUUUACGGUUUACUUCGAUUUUUCUUCUUCCCCGCUCGUCGUGUGGACUAAUACUGCGCUGAUUUGAUAUACCCCAUACAUACACG